AUGAUCUGCCCAAAGUGCAACGAUGUUGUUGAGGAUUUUGUGUUGUGCAAUAAGUGCGGUGGACAGUACCACUAUGUUUGUGCCGGGGUUUCGGAGCUUAGCUACAGAAAAAUGGGAGUGGAAAAAAAAGCCGGCUGGCGGUGCAUUACUUGCCGUUCACCUCAACUCACGGAGACACACCCCUCUUUGUCAGACGUGUUAAAAGAGAUAAAAAGUUUUCGUAACGAUUUUAGCACGAUGAAGGUAGAAUUUACUAACAUAAAAUCUGAUAUUCAAUGCACCAUGCAACAUAUAAAAGAAUUGAGCAGCAAACUUGACACAAUGGAAGGUCGAUUUAUUGAAUUCGAUCGUAGAUUGACCUCUUCAGAGCAAAAACUAUCUACGUUAUCCAUUGUGCAAAAAGACUUAUUAUCGACACAAAAAACUAUAGCUGAAUUAAAAGCGCAAAAUAAUUCACACGAUCAAUAUUCGCGACAGAACAACAUAGAAAUUUCCGGUAUACCGACAAAGAAAGGUGAAAACGUCUAUACAAUAUUAAAUGACUUAUGCGCAACUGUGGGUUUUCAACUGAGCGAUCAUGAUAUCGAUUCUAUACAUCGAGUUCGUCCAUACCCAUCGAGUAGGACGGAAAGCAACAAUGAACCUACUCGGCCGGCGUCUAUUAUAGUGCGGUUUUGCCAGCGGCGGCGCAAGGAUCAGCUGAUCGCAGCCGUGCGCGCGCGCCGCGGCCUCACCACCGCACACAUCGGACUGCCCGGCCCGGCGAGCACCGUGUACAUUGGUGAUCACCUCACUCCAACGAACAAACUACUACUAAAGCGAGCACGCGAACUUAAACUCGAAAAAAACUAUUCAUACUUGCAAGAUAGGAAAUCCACAGACGGGCAGGGCGCGCGGGGCGGCGGCGUGCUCAUAGCGGCACGACGCGAACUGCGCGCGCGGCCCCGGCCCGAGUGGCGCUCGAGGCCCGCCGCCGAGGAGCUAUGGGUGACGCUCGAGCUUGACGCCGCCACGACCGCUGCGGUGGGGGCCGCGCGCCCCUCCCGCCCCGCGCCCCGACCCUGUCGCGCCGCUAACGCUUCCUCCAACUUGCAUGUAGCUUGCUGUUACUUCCCGCACGGUAACAAUCAUUCUGAAUCUUUACAAAACUUUUACGACAACACAUUUGACAUUUUGCAAAAUAAUCUAAAUGAUAAUUUUCUAAUACUUGGAGAUUUCAAUAUUUCUAACGCUAGUUGGGAUAGCUUUAACGAUUCGACUCAAUCAUUUAAACUAAGUACAAAUAGCGACGGCUUAGCGGGGGACUUGUGCGAUUUUAUGAAUUUAUCCAAUUUUAGGCAAUACAAUGGCUGUGUAAAUAGCAACGGACGAGUUUUAGACUUAGUACUUAGUAGCGAUAAGUGCACUGUGUCCAAUUCUACCACACCGUUAACCCCAGAGGAUGCGCAUCAUAAAUCUUUAGAUAUAACUCUCAAUCUACAAACGCAUGCUUUUAUACAAAACGUAAAAACGCGUCUCAAACUAAUUUAUCAUGCGGCUGAUUUUAAAGCGAUUGGCAAAGAAAUAUCGCGAGUCAAUUGGAUUGCUGAUCUAGCCACCUUAAAUACCGAAGAAUCCCAAGAACUCCAUAAAAACACCACUCCAGUGACUACGACUUCCUUGGCAGCUGAUUUCAAUACUUUUAAAAGCUUCAUUCUAUCAGCACUCAACACCUUGCAACGACAAGUCGAAUUACUUAGUCUCGAGAUUGAUCGUCAAGAAAUGCGUAGGAGACGAAAAACGUUACUUUUCCAUGGCAUCACUGAAGAGAAGUCGGAAGACAUUUUAUUAAAAGUCACCGAACUAGUUUCUCGGCAUUUGGAUUUACCGAAUUUCUCUAGUACGAGCAUUAAGUCACUGUACCGUCUAGGUCGACCAACAGAUAAGAGACCUAGACCCGUAGUCAUCAAAUUCAUGGAUGCUGCAGUUCGUGAUAAGGUUUGGUUUUUAAAAACUAAAUUAAAAGGAACAGGUGUCACACAAUCGGAGUUUUUAAUCAAAUCACGACAUACACUAUUUAUGGAGGCACGGCAGCGCUUUGGCAUCGGUAAGUGCUGGACGUGGGAUGGAUGUGUCAAUAUUAUAGCUCCAAAUGGAUCUCGCCAUCGAGUUGAGUGCUUGACUGAGUUAGACAUUAUAACAACAUCUAAGUCUCCUUCACAAGUUGUUGUUGUUACCGUCAACAAGCCAGGUGAAAAAGUACUUGCGCCGCGAUCCAAAAGAAUUGUGAAGAAG
This is a messenger RNA of Brenthis ino (lesser marbled fritillary), 2274 nucleotides long. The record is from the annotation of a GenBank genome assembly. NCBI's taxonomy places the organism in Eukaryota, Metazoa, Arthropoda, Insecta, Lepidoptera, Nymphalidae.